AAUGCUUGGUGAUCCCCAUUUCAUAACCCUUGAUGGACUUUCCUACACUUUUAAUGGUCUUGGAGAUUUUGUGCUGCUUAAUGUUGAAUACAAUGGUGCCACUAUUUUUAAGCUCCAUGGUCGCACAGUCCAAACGGGUACAGCUCAAGCCACAAACUUCAUGGCCUUUGCAGCUCAGCACACACAAAACAAAAGUAUCACAGUUCAGAUGAUUUUGAAAGGAAAUGAUUCAAUUGAAGUGCUAGUAAAUAAUGACAGAGUGCAGUUCGUGCCUAAUACUGCAGAUAACCAAGAAAUAUUUCGUAAUGGUACCUUUUAUCUGGAGAAAAAUGGAAAUGCAUCAGUAACUGCUUCAUUUGGUAGUGGUAUCUCAGUAACAGUGACAGCACAAUUUGAAAUGUUACUUGCAAUCACGGAUUUGCCAGAAAAGUUUAUGAACAAGACAAGAGGCCUUCUUGGUGUGUGGAAUGGCAAUCCAAAUGAUGAUUUUACAAUGCCAAAUGGAUCCUUUAUUCCAAAAAGUAGCAACGAAGCUAAAAUCUUCAGUUUUGGAAUGUCUUGGGAAGUACCCUUGGAGAGUUCCAUUUUCACAAUUGGGAGAAGUGUUCCAAACAAUUCAUUUACACCUCACUUUCUGGGAGAUCUCCAGCAACAGAAUGAGACCUUGUUCAAUUUGUUGGCCACUGAAUGUAAAAAUAACACUCAGUGUAUUUUUGAUGCAAUAAGUACAGGACGGAAAGAAAUUGGAUUGGUAACGGCAAACAAAAACACGGAAUUUAUGGAAGUCAAUGAAAUGCUGAAUUCAUAUCCACCAGCCAUCACAGGGCCAGAAGUGAUUUAUGCACAACUGUUUCAGCAAAAUAUUUCUUACUAUCAAGCAACAGACCAAGAGGGAAAUAAUGCUGUAUUCAUUCCUUUCAUAUCCCAGGAAUUGAAUGUAACAGAGAAUGGAACUUUGAUGUGGCAUCCAAAGACCACAACUGGAAUAUCAUUAGAAGUUGAAGCAGUCGGGUCCAAUAAUCUGUCCUCAGUUCUUAGACCCCGGUUGGUGUUAUGCAACUGCAGUGCGAAUGGAGAAUGCAUUAACAAUGAAAUCACUCAAAUCAAUGGUUCCUCAGUCUAUAAAGCUGCUUGUAACUGUACCACUAACUUUACUGGUACCAACUGUGAAAAUGAAAUUGACGUGUGUCAGACAGUUAGCUGUUUCUCAGGGGGAAACUGUUCCUCUUCCGGUUGUGAGUCCUGUCCCAGGGGAUUGACAGGAAAUGGCAUACGUUGCACUGACAUAGAUGAGUGUACGAGUGAAAACUCCUGUUCUCCAAAUGCAACAUGCACCAAUAUCGUGCAAAGUUAUAACUGUGUCUGCAACUCAGGAUUUUCAGGCAACGGGUCAUCCUGCAUCGUCAUUAAUCCAUGUGACAGUUCACCAUGUUCACCCAAUGCUGACUGCACUAACACAACAGGGAAUUUCAGCUGCACGUGUAAAGAAGGAUUCACAGGCAACGGGUCAUCCUGCAGCAUCAUUAAUCCAUGUGACAGUUCACCAUGUUCACCCAAUGCUGACUGCACUAACACAGCAGGGAGUUUUAGCUGCUCGUGUAAAGAAGGAUUCACAGGCAACGGGUCAUCCUGCAGCAUCAUUAAUCCAUGUGACAGUUCACCAUGUUCACCCAAUGCUGACUGCACUAACACAGCAGGGAGUUUUAGCUGCUCGUGUAAAGAAGGAUUCACAGGAAAUGGUACCACCUGUCUUGCGGGUCCAUGUUCCAAUUUCACUUGUCCUUCCUCAUUCUGCAACAAUGGAGGAACCUGUCUACCAGACCCUGCUGAUAACUGCAAACCAUUGUGCCAGUGUCCAAGUCAGUACAAAGGAGAGCGAUGCACAGAUCCAGAACAGCAAUUCAUAGCACAACCUCUGUCAACUCUUCCAAAGAGAUCUGUUAAUAUUACAUUGACCCUACCGAAUGUUGAUGUGAAUGUCUUAAGAAACACAAGCAGCACAGACUACGGGACUCUGAGUACUCUCACUGCAAGAAGGGUCCUUGGUUUUCUCCAAAAUGUGCCACACUUUGCUGAGAAUCCGAAAAUUCUUUUCUGGUCACAGGGGAAUAAUGUAAUGACUUCUGUUGAGUCGUUAUUCAGUUACAAUGGACAGAAGGCUGUAAUUGAUUUCCUAAAUAAUGAAUUACAUGGUGCAAUUUUGGAAGCUUUUAAUGGCAAACAACGGUUUACUCGUGCUCUACAUCCUGAUAAUGUUACUUUUGGAAAUUUAAGAGAAGCAGAUAUUCAAGAUAUAAUUAAAUUAUCAUAUGAAAGUCUACUGCCACAUUUCAACUGCAACAAUACUGAAUUUGCUGGUUACAAGGUCCUGUGGGAUGAUCAGAAUGGAGUGAUUUGCCAAUCUCCCUGCGAAAUGCAUUACUGUCUCAAUCAAGCAGAGUGCAAACAUUUGAUAAAUGGACCAAUGUGCAAAUGUGUUCCACGCACAAUAUACUCAAGUUACGGUGAUCGCUGUGAACACCUGUCAAUGAACCUCAGAGCAUUUUUUGGCAUUCUUUUUGGUGCCUUAGCUUUCCUGUUGCUACUGAUGUUAGCCAUCUAUUUAAUCAUCUGGAAGUGCAAAAAACCAGGAAGGGAACGACUCGUAAAUGACACAGACAGCUUUAGGGGUACAACAUUCUCAUUCCAAAGCAAUCCACUAUCUUCCAAGUUGCAAAAUACACGUAUCUUGCCUUCUUUGGAUGAUAACAAUCUGCAGCCUGUGUCCUGGACUCCAAAUUUUGAUCAUGUCAAUCCAACUGCAGAGGUAAAAAUUGCAAGACCAUCAAUCAAGAAAAGUGGCACUGACUCAGAAAUACCAUAAAACCAUCAACAUGUUACUGAGGAACUUAUCGAAGAUCAUGGAAAAUGACACACUGGUAUAAAGGAGUUAUUGCACAAAGACUGCACUAUCAGGAUAUGGGUUUAUUAUAUAAGCAUACUUGAAUAUGUUUUCAAUUACCUAUACUCUAAGUCUAAAAGAGGCAGUCGGUAAAAUCUAUAAAAGCUCAUAUGAAUUAAAGGGUGUGUUUCAUUCUUGGUGUCUAAAUAUUUUACUUAUAAUAAACCCUAAUGUUUACAGUUACUUUCCUUUCAUCACUUUAUAAGAGAUUUCAGUAGGUGCCUGCUGUUGAGAAUAUUAUCAUAAUAAUAUAUAAUUCCUCAUUUUUACUUCCAAAUUGAAUUUACAAAUCAUGAUUGCAAUAAUCUUUAAAAUAUACUAUAUAAAUCAUGUCAGAGCAUUAUUUUUAUAAUGUUUAUAUUCCUAUAUUUGAUAAGAAAAUUGUUCAUCAAAUUGCACAUGUACUAUUAUUAUAUUAGAAUGUGAUUUUUGUGGCAAAAUACAGUCUAAAUAUCUAAGGGCCCUGGUGAAGGGUAAUACAAUUUACCUCUAGUGAAUAGAGCUAGUAGAGUCAUGUAUGUAUUCUAAUCUAAAGCAGAUUAUUUAAAUAAUCUAUACAAAAGAUAUAUAAGAAUUUCAGAAAUUCAAAUAAAACAAAUAAUUCAUCUAAAAA
Messenger RNA from Chiloscyllium plagiosum (whitespotted bambooshark), 3554 nucleotides. NCBI's taxonomy places the organism in Eukaryota, Metazoa, Chordata, Chondrichthyes, Orectolobiformes, Hemiscylliidae. The record is from RefSeq and is a predicted model, not a curated record.